This is a messenger RNA of Strongylus vulgaris, 1192 nucleotides long. The record is from the annotation of a GenBank genome assembly. NCBI's taxonomy places the organism in Eukaryota, Metazoa, Nematoda, Chromadorea, Rhabditida, Strongylidae.
GAUGUGUGGAAUUAUAGGUAUAGCAGCAGCAGAAGGGGUAGAAGUGAAUGGAGCACUUCCUAUUUUAGCCGCGGAUGGAUUGAUAGCGCUUCAGCACAGAGGAACGGAAUCUGCAGGAUUAGUAGGUUCCAACGGUGACGAUAGACAACAUCUAGAAAUCGUUAAAGGCCAUGGUUUGGUUCGAGAUGUAUUCGUGGAGGAGAACUUGUGCAAAUUAAACGGAUCGAGAGUGAUUAUUGGACAUAAUCGAUAUUCUACUGCGGGAAGGAAACGGCCAGCAAUCAAUUGCGUUCAGCCUUUUGUGGUCUACACUGCUAUAGGAACAAUUGCCAUUGCUCACAAUGGAGAACUAGUUCUGCAACAAGGGGUAGGAUUGUCUACAGACACCGAUUCAGAACUGAUUGCACAGAUGGUAGCUAAGGCAAUUGCGGUGAAUUACAAAUGUCGAAACGAUGAGAACUGGGGAGAUAUUUCCAAGGAACUUGCAGUGACAAUGUCGUCUAUCAAUAUGUCAUACUCAUUACUAGUGAUGACGUAUGAUCGGUUAUAUGCUAUAAGAGACCCAUUUGGAAACAGACCACUAUGUGUUGGAACGAUCUACGAUUCAUCAAGUGAGUCACACAGUUUUCAAAAGCAGAGCUUAGAACCGCUUGCAUAUUGCGCAGCAUCAGAAUCAUGUGCACUUCCUGCGAGUGCUGAUCUCAAUUUUGAAGUAAAACCUGGAGAAAUAAUUGAAAUUUCACGCAGAGGUAUUCGCUCAGUUUUCCAGAUGCAGCCCCACAUUCCUCAAGCUACAUGCAUUUUUGAAUAUAUCUAUUUUGCUAGGAAUGACUCAGUCAUUGAAGGACAACAAAUUCAAACCGUUAGAGAAAAAUGCGGAAAAAUUUUGGCCCUUGAGAAACAUGUAGCUGCAGACAUAGUGUCAAAUGUGCCCGAUUCAUCCACAUCAGCUGCUAUCGGUUAUGCAACUCAGUCGCAUAUCCCCUACGAGCCUUGCUUUCAUCGUAACAGUUACGUUGGACGAUCAUUUAUACAACCGUGUGAUGCUAUGCGACAAUCUGCAAUUCACAAGAAAUUUGGAGUGCUGAGAAAAAAUGUCGAAAACAGACGUAUCGUGUUGGUGGACGACUCGAUUGUUCGAGGUAAUACCAUGCAAAUACUAGUACACAUGCUGAUUAGCGCCGGAGCCAAA